Messenger RNA from Aplosporella prunicola CBS 121167, 980 nucleotides. RefSeq lists its product as uncharacterized. Gene Ontology annotation, cellular component: endoplasmic reticulum. Gene Ontology annotation, biological process: peptidyl-proline hydroxylation to 4-hydroxy-L-proline. Bases 50 to 874 code for a protein of 274 amino acids. The record is from RefSeq and is a predicted model, not a curated record. NCBI's taxonomy places the organism in Eukaryota, Fungi, Ascomycota, Dothideomycetes, Botryosphaeriales, Aplosporellaceae. Gene Ontology annotation, molecular function: procollagen-proline 4-dioxygenase activity; L-ascorbic acid binding; iron ion binding. The transcript has 2 exons.
ACCCCCAGUCUGCAAGCCUCGUUACAAGAUACGCGCCUCAGCUCUCACCAUGUCUUCCACGCAAACUCCCCUAGCAGGCGCGGAGCCUAAAAUCCCCCAGGACUUCCUGGCCGGUCCGGCACCCGCCAACAUGACAUGCGAGCACAUCGAUUUCGCAAACAGCCCCGUACCCAAGUACGCCGGAAUGUACGCCGUGGUACUGGACAACGUCUUGACGCCAGAGGAAUGCGCGACGCUGGUGGCGCUAGCGGAAGCGCGCACCGGCGGAAAAUGGGAGCGCGCCAUGAUCAACGUCGGCGGCGGCAAGCAGGCCCUGAUGACCGACGAGCGCAACUGCGGCCGCAUUAUCUGGGACGACGUCCUGAUUACCGAUCGCAUCUGGAACCGCGUCAAGGGCCGCGUGCCCGAGGUUCUUGCGCUGGAAGGAACGCGCUGGGCUCAAACCGUGGGCCCCCGCGUACUUUACUGCAAUGAGACGUGGUGUGCCACGAGGCUGAAUGAACGGAUGCGUUUUCUGAAGUAUACCGGCGGAGAGUACUUUCGACCGCACAUGGACGGCGCGUACGUCACGCCUGACAACAAGGAACGCUCUUUUAUGACUUUCCAUUUAUACCUUAACGAUGCUUCGACCACUGCCGAGGGUGAAGAGCCGCUGGAGGGCGGUGCCACGACGCUCCAUAGCCCUGACACGUUUAUGAUGAUGGAUGGUCCCGAAGAAUACAAGAAAAAGGGGCGCCUGGAUAUUGUGCCCAAGGUGGGAAGGGUGCUUCUGUUCCAGCAUAGGAAUCUUGUUCAUUCGGGCGAUGAUGUGGUAAAGGGCACGAAGAUUACGAUGAGGACGGAUCUCAUGUAUAGGUGUGCCGGAGAAGAUUAAUAUUUAAAUUAGGCGGUAAUGGGGUAAGUCCUUCUCUCUGUUAGAAAACCUUGGAGUAGUUUUUUGGGUUCAUAAAUAUUAUUUCCACACUGAGGCUCCGAAUAAU